Molecule: messenger RNA, 694 nt
Organism: Ixodes scapularis (black-legged tick)
Lineage: Eukaryota; Metazoa; Arthropoda; Arachnida; Ixodida; Ixodidae
Product: P2X purinoceptor 7-like
Exons: 3
Coding region: 23-529 (168 amino acids)
Source: RefSeq, a predicted model, not a curated record
CAUAUCCUAUGAUUCGACCCCGAUGCGCGACGUCGACGAACGCAGCGCCGCGGGCACCGACUGUGGCAACGACGAACGGCCGCGCCGCGGUGAAGCGAGUCCGCAAGAGCUGGAAGACGCACCCGAUGAUGGAAUCGGGCGGCUUGGGAACACGGACUGGUGUCUAUGUGGUUCCUGCGCGCCGAUGGAGACCGUCGUCGAGUGCGUCUGCUGCCGCGAAUACCCGGCCGUCGCACGGAAGCAGCAGGGCCGGCAGGGCUGCGUAACGGGCCACCCGGACUUCGAGGCCCUGUGCCUCAACCCUGAGGUGUUGAGGUUGGCCUACCUCAACAUGCGGCACUACGGGCAGCAAGGGAUGGGCGCAAGUGCCAGCGAGCACUACAGAUUUGCAGCCUACAGGCAGUGUGCCCUGUGGCUGUGGAGCCGCUUGGGAAAGAAGAAUAGGCGGCCCCUGCCAUCCUGUCUGGUCAAGACAAUUAGGGGCAGGUAUCCUGCUGACGUGUAUGCGGGCUACAGGGAUGCAGAAUAAAUUGCGUUGACCUAGAGACCACGCAACCCCCUUCCCUUGUCUCUUCACCCUCCCUGCAUGUGUGUGAAGUCGCUCGUAGCCAUGAACGGAAUCCUCUAAAUCACGUGACCUAUUAUCUACGAUAUCACGUGACCAUAACUAUGAUCACAUGAUCGUAGUCAAACC